CACAGCGUCACUUCAGAAACAACAGAGGAAAAGACGCACUUGGGCCAAACCCAUCCGCAGCACUAGGAGAAGAUGUCCGAGCCCAAGUACCGAGACUGGAUCCUUGAAACAAUUGACUCUCUUCGCUCAAGAAAAGCCCGUCCGGACCUCGAGAGAAUUUGCCGAAUGGUCCGGAGACGACAUGGGUCAGACCCGGACCGAACCAGGACAGAACUGGAAAAACUGAUUCAGGAGCAGACGGUGCUCAAAGUUAGCUACAAGGGGUCCAUAUCCUAUCGAAACGCGGCGAAGGUGCAGAGGAAAAGCAGAAAGAAGAGUGAGUUUACGGCCGCUGGCAGCAGCGGCGCGGAGGCAGCGAGGGAGCGGACCAAACACGACCAUCUGCACAACAACGGCGACAGUGCGCACAGCUUCACGGACCAAGAGGAGGGAGAGGAGGGGGAGCCCAGCCCAGAUCCCCAGACACAAACAUCAGCCAGCACCACCGGCAAGAAACACAAGCUCCCCUCCAGCCCGAGUAGCGGAAACGGGUGCCUCAGUUGUGGCGCAACAACGGGCUGCGCUGUCGGGAGCGGCUGUAGAGAGGAGAAAGCAAGUGCAUCGAGAGACAAGGGAUUAGGACACCAGGCAGGGGGUGACUGCCCGUCGCCCAGUCACGGUCACAGAAUAAGCGCACACGACGACGGUGUUGCCAGUAGAGUAACAUCAAGCAAAAGCAAUGCGAUUCGAGGAGUAAAAGAAACGGGCUUAUCAGGGGCUGACACGAAGAACAAAACUUGCCCCGGGAGCGUCAUCUCCAACGACAGCAGCCUCCCUCAAAGGCAGAAGCACACAGUGCCGCUCAAACCCAAACUCCGAGUCGGAGGAGGGGGAACCAGAGCAGCGGGGAACCAAGCCAACUCCGACCUGGGCGACAGAUUGGUGGCUUCUGUUCGCAGCCUGUCCGAAAGGAGCCUCCGGGGGGGCUGCGCUGCCGCGGCCAGAGGCCACAUGAAACCGCUUGGGCUGAAGGAGAUUUUGGGCUAUCUGAGCAGCCAGGAGCGACUCUCGGAGGAGAAGCUGACGCGAGGCAAAGUCAAAGUGGUCCUGGAGAAGGAGGUGGCGAGGGGCAGGCUGCGCAGGACCCGCUGCGGGAACAUCACUCUUCCUCUGAGGGGGAUGGUGGUGGAUGAGCCGAUGCCGAAGGAUGCGUCCGCUGACAGACUUGUGAAGAGCGCACUGCAGGACAGGCACACUGUGAAAAAGGAGAAUGAGCCAGUGGAAACAGAAAGUGAAGAGGACCAGGAAGAGAAUGAGGAAGAGGAGGAUGAUCCCCAGAGUUCCGAUGAGGAGGGAGGACUAUCCCUGGUAGCCAUGACAACCGAACCAGACCUCAAUGGUAAAAGCACAGAAGAUGCUGAAAUCCAGACAGCAUCAAAGGAGAGCCCCGAACAUCAGCACCAUUAUGGCAAAGGUGUGUCGGGGCUGAACUCCCACACCAGUGUGUCGUGUCCACCAGUUCAGGGAGGUUCGCUGUCAAACUGUAAGAGUGCACACUUGGAGGAAAGUGCUACACCUCCUGAUCAGCUACACAUAGAUGCACAUGAUCAGAUGCAACACGAGGGAAGGAGCCAUACCUCCUCAGGCUUCAACAUUUUGGACUGUAAGGCAGUAGGUGUGUCCUCCUGUCUGCUCACACCCACUGCCUCCCCGAGAGACUCCACUUUCUCUGAAGAACGAGGGCUAAAUGGGGGAGUUAACAGAGGAGUGUUUAUGAAGGCUGAGGGGGUCAGUGUAAGCCCAGUGGACUGGACAGUGUCUGAUGUGGUCAGUUAUUUCACAGCUGCAGGAUUCCCUGAGCAGGCCGUUGCCUUCCGGACUCAGGAAAUUGAUGGAAAGUCUCUUCUCCUGAUGCAGCGUAAUGAUGUUUUGACUGGCCUGUCAAUCAGGCUUGGCCCCGCCCUCAAGAUCUAUGAGCGCCAUGUAAAAGUUCUGCAGAAAACACACUUUGAGGAUGAUGACUGCUAACUACACACAUAUGCAUAAAACACACACUCACACACACACACACACACACACACACACACACACACACACGAACACACACACAGUUAUGCCUAUAUUCAGAUAUAGCUAAAUAAGCGUAAAAUAAUGCAUGUAUGAUGAACACCUCUCUACUCAUUCAUCUCAUGUCAUACAAUACAAAGAAAUACACACACCUCCAUUCCUCUCUAUUGCUCUUGCUCCUCUUUAAUCUGCCCUGGUCCCAGUAGGACAGACAUAAAAGUGACUUGAUUUCCUGGACAGUAUGGAUUUUCUACCAAAUAGAGCACAAAGGAUUGAAGGAGAAAUGGUGAACAAUAGAAAAACGACAGAAAACAGACAUUUAAGUUUGCAGAGGUUCAAAACAGUCAUGCAAUUUUGUCUUUUCCACAGUCAUGAGCGAGCACUUUGCAACUUUUCAAUGAAACUCCAAGAUGGGCCUCCCCAUUGGCACGGUUAUAUUGCGUUGAUCUUUAUGCACAUCUGUACUUUGACGGAGGCUGC
This is a messenger RNA of Myripristis murdjan (pinecone soldierfish), 2526 nucleotides long. It is a transcript of the gene samd1b, whose product is annotated as sterile alpha motif domain containing 1b. The record is from RefSeq and is a predicted model, not a curated record. Lineage: Eukaryota; Metazoa; Chordata; Actinopteri; Holocentriformes; Holocentridae. The transcript is spliced from 7 exons. Bases 73 to 2007 code for a protein of 644 amino acids. Gene Ontology annotation, biological process: negative regulation of DNA-templated transcription. Gene Ontology annotation, molecular function: histone binding; chromatin binding; DNA binding. Gene Ontology annotation, cellular component: nucleus.